Armigeres subalbatus is the source of this 2639-nucleotide messenger RNA. RefSeq names its product palmitoyltransferase ZDHHC23-B (gene GABPI). The transcript is spliced from 5 exons. Gene Ontology annotation, molecular function: palmitoyltransferase activity. The coding region runs from base 288 to 1448 and encodes 386 amino acids. The record is from RefSeq and is a predicted model, not a curated record. Lineage: Eukaryota; Metazoa; Arthropoda; Insecta; Diptera; Culicidae.
CAUCAACCUCAUCAACCCACUUUCGGCAGGUUGAGUUACAUAUAGUGGGUGGAGUUAUCAACCCGGUUUGUUUACAAUAAAAUUAGGAUCAUCAAACAUUCCAAUUCCGAAAAAAAUUGUGUAAAUCUGCAUUAAUGGCCAUUAUCCAGACUGUGUUAAAUUUGUUGUGCUAUUAGUCCUAUAAAAUCAAGGUAAACAUUGAAAAUAAUUAUUCUCUGGAAAUAACAGUGCCAGUGUUGAAUACCGAGUCCAUAAGUUAGUGCCCCAGUGAAAAUCAUGGCGGCGCUAUGAAUUCCGACUAUCCGCGGGACUACUAUUCCUCGCACUGUUCGUUGGGUGAAGUGGACACGGAUCCGCUGUGCUGUUGUGAAUAUUUCGAUCGGACCGAUGAACGUAAUCACAUUCUAGCUUGCUGCUGUAAUUGCGUGGACUUUGACGAUUCAUUUGACAGAUUCAUCUCGUGUCGGCCGAUCCCGGUGGACAAGCAGCGUGGCAUGCUGCUGACCUUCCAGGACCGCCUCCGUAUACCGUGGCGGGGCGGUGCCAAACAGGUCACCGUGGACAAUGUUCUGCCGGUUGUGUUGCUCGUUAGUUUGCAACUACUGGCCGCGCUGGACUUCUACUGCAGUCUGGUAGUAUUUCCACUGAUUCCGCUGCUGAUGGCAUUUCUCAAACGAUUUCUGGGACGAGUGCUACCAAAGACUAAAUUUUUCUCACUAUGGCUGUUUUGGAGUGGCAUCUACUUGGUGGUGUUAUUUGAGUCAACCGUACCACUGUUGGAAUUGCUACCAGAGGAGAAUAUUGCUUUCGUGGCAUUGAUGUCUCUGUCGUUCUUCUGCUUCUACAAAACUAACGUUCGUGCAUCGUUGAAUCACAUCAAUCAACCCCAGUACAAGGACGACCCGUUGGGCAAUGGAGACUCACAGACGGCGAUUUUGAUAUCAGACCGCGAGGACUCGGACGAGAGUGAUGGUCGAUUGGCAUGUCAAACCUGUCGGAAGUAUGUUCCUCCCCGAACCUAUCACUGCAAGGUUUGUGCCACGUGUGUAAUCAAACAGGACCAGCACAGUGUUUGGCUGAACUGCUGCAUUGGGCGAUCGAAUCAUCGGUACUUCCUGUUUGGGUGUGUUUCGUCUCUGUUGGCGCUGUGGCUGUUUGCCAAUCUCUCGCUGACAUCCGUGUGCCAUCCGACACCAAUCUUCACCCUGUUUGGAGUGACCGUCAUGCUGCCAGACGACUGCGCCGAUAUCUACUUCCAGUACGACAUUGCUCUCUGUUUCACCGGUGCCAUCUACGCGCUGCUGAUGUCACUGUUCAUUCUAAUCUCACUACUGAAACAGACCUGUCUGAUUUCCCGUGGAUGCACCGAAACCGAGUGGCAGCGAGGUGAGCAUAUCAACCGGCGGAAUUGUCUAGUCAACUGGAAGAUGUUCUGCCUGGGACAAUAAGAAAGCCUCACACAUGGCACACAUGGUGACCUGGCGGAGUGAAUGACUAAGAGUAUGAGCAUCAUUAUAUUAUGAUUAUUAUUAUUACCAUCAUUAGUAUCCGGUAUACAUAGGUCAUAGAAGUAUGUAUUUUAAACCGUUUUAAAAGUUUUCUCCUUACAUUCGUACCGAUAUACGGUCCGAGACGAGAAUUCUCGCCUUCGAAUUGAAACAUCUGUUGAAGGUAACAAGAACAUAAAAUCAAUGAAAAACAGUUGAGUUUCCUGUUUCAUGUUUUUCCUGCUCCCGCGAUUACGAUUGAUUGUGAAGCAAAGAUAAUUGUUAAGGCAAAUUAUUACAUUGAAUAACUUAAGUCCAACAGCCCCUUAGCCUGUAAGUAGUAACUUUUAAAAUGAUCGUUUUUGCUCGUACAAAGAAAGGAAGGCAGAGCAAAAUAAUACUCAACACAAUAAUUAUCCGAUCUAUUAAAUAUUAUAUUUAAGAGUACUAAGAGUAUCAUCAAUUCAUUAGUCUAAUCUCAAUGAUAGAUCGAGUGCGCCCAUUUCUGACGAGGAGCAGUUUGAAUCGGCUACCGAAAUGGGAAGAUCGAUUCUAAUGUGUGCUGUGUUUAGCUCUAGCACAGCGCAGUGCUGAAAAGUAGACUGAUAAAAUCUAGCGAAAGAUGUAAAACGAACUUGGCUUUAUAGUUUUUAUUCCCUCUUAACACUCGUAAAACCAGUUAUCAUGCAAAUACUUAAUCAGAUCCCAGAAGCAAAGAAUCUACCAAAAAACAGUACUUUAAGACGUAUUACGGCGCGCACUAUCCAGCAAGACCCAGUAUGAUUGGUGUUCAUUUUGGAUGGGAAACGUGCCACUAUAUAGCCAGUUGAUUUUAGAAUUCUAGGCCCAGAAGUGAUUACUCCCAUUGUUUACGUAAUCCGAUAGUAUUCGUUGCACGCGUACAAUUUCUUUAUCCUUCAAAAUAGUACCGAAAACGUACAAUUUGCAAGUGCACACAAUUUAGUACCGAAUUUCUCUUGUAUUGUUAAACGUAACUUCUAGACAAAACUAUCGAAGAAAACAAAACAUAACCCGUUUCGUCAACUAUACACCGGAAGGUUCAUCAUGUUGCAUCCAUUCCUCUAUCAAUAGGAAUUUGAGUCAUAAUUAUCAUCAAUAAUAAUUUACCUGCCCAUUAUCAAACACUCUCAA